AUGGCUACCACGGUAGAGAGGCUCAGUGGUGUUUAUACGGCCGAUUGGAUGACGCCCCCCGCCAGCGUCGUGGCGCACCAGGUCACUCUCGGAGAGCCAGACGACACCAUGUUUACCAAGAUGUUUGGCACCUUCGAUUUCUCCGCCGUACAUAGCCUCGAAGAAGCAAGCCAUUCAAAUUCGCACGAACCACUCCAGCAGUCCCGCCGACUUCGAACUCUAGAUCACUCAAAUUUUGGCGCUCCCCCUUCUGCCUUAGAGCACCACCAGCCUCAAGGGUCGACCCAGUUGGGUUUCGGAUUCUCUACUUCAGGGCCGUCACAUUUCCCACAGGGCUAUUUCAACGCCCCGCCAACCCCGGACGACGUGGCCGCCGCAGCUACCCUCGUGGGCGGCAGCGCCGGUCCCUACGGGAUGAGCCUGUUCCCCGACCAACAGGCUUUGGCUCUCGAGACAAUCACAUCCCCGACCGGCCAAGUCCGACCCGAGCAACUCCGAUCCACUCAACAAGCACUCCAACAUAGACGCUAUAACGAGCCUCUCGACACAGGGCUGUUCCGCCAGCACUCGAAAGAAAGCCAAACCUCCCCGUUUGAUGUGCGGUUCGGUUCAGAUCCAAAUUUUACCACAGCCAGCUUUGUACCCUCGUCAGAAAACGAAACCACCGAGGCCCUUUCGGAGGGCCAGCUUGCAUAUCUCAACUGCCUAGAACCGAACCACAGCGCCGGGCCCACCAGAGCUGCGAGUCCCACCGCGUGGGCGCCUCCCUCCCCGAGCACGGCCGCAGGGAAUUCGCUGCUCGUCCUAGGCCGGCACAGGACCAUACCUCACAUUCCACCGGCACCAGAGGAACCGCCAGCGCGGCGGCGAAGGACCAGCAAGACGGGAGCGCUCGGCAUGGCCGCCAGCCCCACAACACCCGAAACACCCCGACGGCGCUCAACCGCAACCACCAUACCCACCGGACUCAGCCACAGCGUCCCCGCCACGAUUCCCGAGCUCAGCGGCCCGGAAUCAACCACUUCGGCACCCAAACGCGGACGCAAGCCUGCGGGGGCCGCGCCCGGCAAGCGCGGGGCGCGCAAGAAGUCGCCGCGCACGGUGCUCACCGAGGAACAACGGCGGCUGAACCACGUCGACAGCGAGAAGAAGCGGCGCCAGCUCAUCAAGGGCGGCUACGGCCGCCUCGCCGCCCUCGUCCCCGAGCUCACCAUGAACGCCCUUAGCCGCUCCGACGGCCUGUGCCGCAUGGUCGACUGGAUCGAGAAGGCUCAGGAGGGGAACCGCGAGCUGGAACGCCUGCUGGCCUUGGCCACCCGUUCCGCUGCUGGGUAG
Messenger RNA from Chaetomium globosum CBS 148.51, 1335 nucleotides. RefSeq lists its product as uncharacterized. Bases 1 to 1335 code for a protein of 444 amino acids. Lineage: Eukaryota; Fungi; Ascomycota; Sordariomycetes; Sordariales; Chaetomiaceae. The transcript has a single exon. The record is from RefSeq and is a predicted model, not a curated record. Gene Ontology annotation, molecular function: DNA-binding transcription factor activity, RNA polymerase II-specific; protein dimerization activity; RNA polymerase II cis-regulatory region sequence-specific DNA binding. Gene Ontology annotation, biological process: regulation of transcription by RNA polymerase II.